AAUGCUGACACACACACAAACACACACACACAUACACACACACACAGCACUCUGACAGAGGACAGACGGACGAUGCAAAGAGGAACCUGUUAGAGAACAACAACAACAACUAAAGAAAAGAAAGAACGUAAAAGAGAGUUUAAAGAGAGAAGCUGAGGGAGCAAAGGGAAAGGGAAGAAGAGCAGGAACCAGGAGGGAGAAAGAGGUGCUGUGUGCUGUGUUUCAGUGAAACCACCAACGAAAUCCCAACCGAUCGUAAAACAGUCUAAUCAUUACACCAUUCUUAGCUACAACCUCACAAAAGAAGAGGACUUCAGCACUUAGGCCUGAGUGUCAAGAAACAUUUUUAAUAGAAUUUUGUUGACCAGCUGGAUUUCUAGCCAGUGAAACAGUGUCCCUGCCUGUCAAGAAGUCAACUCAGUAAACCUUACUCACUGUACUGUAGGAAAACAUUUAGUGUAGAGUAAACUUAUGCUAAAACCUACAAAAAACAACCUCAACAGUCAAACAAUGGCCCCCAAGAAGAAGGCCUCCCGUCAGAAGAAGCCUGCCGUGGAAACCAUCCCUCAGGUUGCCAUGGAGACUGCUCCGGCCCAGCUGAAGGUGGAGAGCCGUGGUGAUGGUGUGGUGGUGAUGGAGAGCGGAGUGCAGAAGAUCGAGCAGAUGGCGGCGCUGGACAUCGCUCAGCUGAACAGCCUCAACCUGCCGCUGCCUCCACCGAUCAUCAAGCCCGGAGAGAAAGGCCUCGGUCUGGGCAGCGAGCUGACACGACCCCUGCACGGCAACGCCCUCCUGGAGGAGCUCAGCAAGAUGCGACAGGAGAAGUUCCUGACUGACCUGGAGUUGGCCUGUAAGACGAAAGCCUUUGACGUCCAUAAGCUGGUCAUCUCCUCCGUCAGUCAGUACUUCAGAGAGAUUCUGGCCAAAGACCCGGGCAUGAAGCGCCUGGAGCUGCCCUCCCUCUCACCUCUAGGCCUGGCUAAUGUCAUCACCUUCGCCUACCUGGGUCGUGUCCACAUGUCCCUCUACACCAUCGGUUGCACCGCCUCGGCCGCCGCCACCCUGCAGAUCCCUCAACUCCUCAAGAUGUGCAUGGACUUCCUGCUGGCCGAGCUCAACGUGCAGACCUGUGUCUACAUCUGGAACAUCGCCGCUGCCUACAGCCUGGUGCCGGUGUGCGACGCCGCCCGCCGCUUCGUCCUGGAGAACUUUGUGCAGUUCGCCGACACGCCGCUGUUCACCCAGCUGACCCUGGAGCAGAUCUCCGCCUUCCUGCAGGACGACUCGCUGUUGUUGCCUUCUGAGGUCACUGCCUUCCAGUUGGCCAUGAGAUGGCUCGACUUCGACGCCUCUCGUCAGAGUCACGCCGCAGAGCUGCUGUCUCACAUCCGCUUUGAGACGAUCCCGGCCAGCGAGCUGGUGAGUCAGAUCCAACCGGUGUCCCGCAUGAUGAUGGACCCUCACUGUCACCGCCUGCUGGUGGACGCCAUGAACUACCACCUGCUGCCCUACCAGCAGAACACCCUGCAGUCCCGACGCACACAGGUCCGAGCCGGUCAGCAGACUCUGCUCACAGUCGGUGGUCGACCAUCACUCACAGAGAGAGCUCUCAGCCGCGAGGUGCUGUGGAGGGAUCCUCGUGAUGGAGCAGCUACCUGGCGUCACCUCACCCAGCUGCCGGCGAAAAGCUUCAACCAGUGUGUGGCUGUGAUGGACGGCUUCCUGUACGUGGCAGGAGGAGAGGACCAGAACGACGCCCGCAACCAGGCCAAGCAUGCCGUCAAUACCCUCAGCAGGUAUGACCCUCGCUUCAACACCUGGCUCCACCUGGCCAGCAUGCGUCAGCGCCGCACCCACUUCUCUCUGGCAGCCAGCGGCGGCCGCCUCUUUGCCAUCGGCGGGCGAAACGUGGAGGGUCUGCUGGCCACCACCGAGAGCUACCUGCCGUCCACCAACACCUGGCAGAUGCGUGCGCCUAUGGAAGUGCCCCGCUGCUGCCACUCCAGUGCCACCCUGCCCUCCGGAGACAUCCUGGUGACCGGCGGGUACAUCAACUGCGCCUACUCCCGCUCUGUGGCGUGCUACAACGUGGACACCGACACCUGGAGCGAGAAGGCCCCAAUGGAGACACCCCGCGGCUGGCACUGCUCCGCCGCCCUCGGAGGGAAGGUGUACGUGGUGGGAGGAAGCCAGCUGGGACCCGGUGGCGAGCGGGUGGAUGUGCUCUCUGUGGAGGUCUUCUCCCCGGAGAGCGGCGCAUGGAGCCGCACCGCCCCUCUUCUUCUCGGUGUGAGCACAGCCGGGCUGUCUCCGCUGGCCGACAAGCUGUACCUGCUGGGAGGCUGGAACGAGGCGGAGAAGCGCUACAAGGCGGCCGUCCAGAAGUACGACCCGGCCACAGACAGCUGGUCUGUGGCGGAGGAUCUGCCCGAGCCCACGGUGGGAGUGUCCUGCUGCACCCUGACCCUGCCGCCACGCCACGCACCGCGCCGACAGCAGCACCGCAACACCCCGGCCCACGAAGAGCAGCAGCAAGCCGGGAAGAACCGGAGCAGAGAGAGCAGCAUGGCUCCUUCACAACCCAUCACAGCAUAGAGAGACAGGAAGGGAGAGACUAGAAGAGAGGAGGGCGGGUUCAACCUCUGGAGAACAUCUGGAUCAUGUCUGCUCUUUAUUCUGUUGAUAUAUAGGCUACAGUAUGUUAGCAGUACAGUAUGUUGUUCACCUACUUCAAACUGAAACUCAAAUUUAUUUCAGUCUGCAAAUAAUUACACAAAAAAAGAAAAGAAAAACCAAACAGACAACAAACAAGACAUUAACCCCAACACAACAGUACCGGAGAAAACAAUGCAACCUAGCAGAGAGAUUUUUUCUUCAUAAAAUAUAUUGUGGAAAUAUUUAAAAAUAAAAAAUGAAUAUUUAAAACAAUUUUUUUUUUUUUUUUUUAAUACAUGUAUUACAUAUUUUUCUAAAUGUAACUCUAAAAGUACUGACAACAAUGAUUAUUGAGAAUUUGAUUGGACAAAAGUUUGCGUAUUUUCUACAGAUAUACACAAUUUAGAUGAAGCAUUGGUUCUUAAUCCUUCCUGAGGUGACUUUAGUUGUUCCUAAAAACAUAUUUACCUGACAUCUGACCUCCAUUAUAAUUACAAGAGAAAGAUGCUCAUUUAAAAUACAACCAGAUACAGACCCAUGAAACGCCCAGGACGCAAAGAGAGCUUGCAUGAUCCACAGUGGUCUCAGGAGGUUAUACAUUGAUGGAAACUGAGAAGGAAAAGGUGAAUACGGGAUGAAUAGUGGAGUGGAGCAGGUGGAGGUAGAGAGGUGAUGGAGGAGGAGGAUGAAUGAUGGGAAGACGGGAUCAGUGGCUGUCUGCGUUUGAGUGGGUUGAACAAACGUCACUGUGAAUCCACUGGCAGUUUGUGUACAAAUAUGUGUGUGUGUGUUCAACUGUGAAAAUAAGUGUGAAUGUGUGUGUGUGUGUGUGACAGAGAUGAGUGACGAGUGCGUGGCCGCGACAGGAAAAUGAGCCAAAUCUGACAAAAACUGCAAUAAUUAAGAUUUCUCAUUAGCAAACUUUAAAUAUUUCUUCAUGAGGAACGAAGCAGGUCAGCAAUAAACAGCCCAAUGUUUAUUGUUUUAUUUAUUUUAUGGAUUAUAUCUGUCAGAAGUAGUGUAGCUCAACUGUAAUAAAAAUGAAUUAAAAAAAAGAUAGAUGUAGGACUUAAAUAUGAUAUCAAUAUUUUAUAUGUGCAAUGCGGAAGGUUUACGAGGUGAACACGAGAGGAAGGCGGUGUGAACUCAACACAGGUGAGAAAUAAAUGUAAAAUAAGAGACAAAAAUGUACAAGAAACCAGGAAAAUUGAGAAAAAUAUUCAUAAAAUGAUAUAAAAAAUCUGAAAAAUGUAGAAAGAAAAUCCACAAAUAAAGAAGAACAAAUUGACACCUCACCUGCGUUUGUUUUAAAACAUUUGCCGUUCUCUGACUAAUCAAAUUUUUACCGAAACUAAGACAAAUCACCAACUGAAGAACCAGUGAGACUCCAGCAGGUGGAAACACAAACUGCUAAGAGCUGUAGCUGCAUAUUGAGAGUUAUUGAUGAAUAUUGUUUUAUCAUGAGGUUAAUCUGGCUCAUUUGAUUGGAUGAAUCCCUCUGUAUUUGUCACUAGAUGAGCUCUGUGCUGGUGGUUUCACUGAAUAAAGCCAAUGUGAUCAAAACAU
Molecule: messenger RNA, 4221 nt
Organism: Sebastes umbrosus (honeycomb rockfish)
Lineage: Eukaryota; Metazoa; Chordata; Actinopteri; Perciformes; Sebastidae
Gene: klhl43
Product: kelch-like family member 43
Exons: 7
Coding region: 472-2595 (707 amino acids)
Cellular component (GO): cytoplasm; nucleus
Molecular function (GO): protein binding
Source: RefSeq, a predicted model, not a curated record